Molecule: messenger RNA, 2846 nt
Organism: Linum trigynum
Lineage: Eukaryota; Viridiplantae; Streptophyta; Magnoliopsida; Malpighiales; Linaceae
Source: the annotation of a GenBank genome assembly
UUCUCUAUCAACGCUCUUGACAUCGAUAUUUAUGUUAGACAACAUAAUAUAUAUUAAAAGACUAUUAUAAAAAAAAACAUAAAGUUAAAAAAGACAUUAUUAAUGAUAAGGGUUUAUUGCAUUUGUUACAAAAGAAAACGAGGCAAAGAGAAAACUGAAAAAGUCUAUGAUGUUGUUUGGCAAUGAGAGCAUUUUGCUCUCCAAAAUUGUGUUGUCUUUGAACAGUUCCUUCCAACACUUCAACGCCUUCUCCUUAUAAUUCUGCCACAUUUCACGCCUUCUCUUCCCAUAUAUAUAAACUUCCUUUGAACAAUAUCUUAUAGCUACAUCUCCUUAGUACCCAAAACUCCAUCAAUUUAUCUCCUCUUGGCUCAAACUUGCUCUAGUUUUUCAUCUCCCAAAACUGCACAACGUCAACAAUGGUCGAGCCAGCAACCGAUACAAAGUCGGCUGUGAGAACGGUCGCUUUGUUGAAAGAUGAGCUCGACAUUGUGAUCCCAACCAUUAGAAACUUGGAUUUCUUGGAGAUGUGGAGGCCGUUCUUUGAGCCUUACCACUUGAUCAUUGUUCAGGAUGGUGAUCCUACCAAGACCAUCAAGGUUCCUGAUGGUUUCGACUAUGAGCUCUACAAUCGGAAUGAUAUAAACAAGAUUCUCGGCCCUAAGGCCUCGUGUAUCUCAUUCAAAGACUCUGCGUGUCGUUGCUUUGGUUAUAUGGUGUCCAAGAAGAAGUACAUCUUCACCAUUGAUGACGAUUGCUUUGUCGCCAAGGAUCCUUCGGGAAAGGCAAUCAAUGCUCUCGAGCAACACAUCAAGAACUUGCUCUGCCCCUCAACUCCAUUUUUCUUCAAUACCCUAUACGACCCUUUCAGAGAAGGAGCUGAUUUCGUUCGAGGAUACCCUUUCAGCCUUAGGGAGGGUGUCCCAACUGCUGUUUCCCAUGGCCUAUGGUUGAACAUUCCUGAUUACGAUGCACCUACUCAACUCGUCAAGCCUCUUGAGAGGAACACUAGGUAUGUGGAUGCUGUGAUGACAAUUCCUAAGGGCACCUUGUUCCCAAUGUGUGGUAUGAAUUUGGCCUUCCAUCGUGAGUUGAUUGGCCCUGCAAUGUACUUUGGUCUCAUGGGCGAUGGCCAGCCGAUUGGUCGCUACGAUGAUAUGUGGGCUGGUUGGUGUAUCAAGGUGAUUUGUGAUCACCUAGGGCUGGGGGUGAAGACUGGUCUUCCAUACAUCUACCACAGCAAAGCCAGCAACCCAUUUGUAAACUUGAGGAAAGAGUACAAGGGCAUCUUCUGGCAAGAAGAGAUCAUCCCAUUCUUCCAAGCUGUGUCACUUCCAAAGGAUUGCACAACUGUUCAGAAGUGUUAUAUUGAGCUAGCCAAGAUGGUGAAGGACAAGCUUGGCAAGAUUGAUCCUUACUUUGAUAAGCUGGCUGAUGCCAUGGUGACUUGGAUUGAUGCAUGGGACGAGCUUAACCCAACCGGGGCGGCCAAUAAGGGCAAAAAAGCUUAAUUUCAUUGAUUAAUUAGUUUCAAUUUUUGUUUGCUUUUCCCUCUCUUUGUUCCUUUGUUCAUUUUUGUUUUUUUCUUCACACUUGGGAGAUGAGAAGUUGAUAGUUAUUGGUCCAUCUUAUGAGUUCAUGUCACUUCCUAAUUUUUUUUUAUUAUGUGUGUAAGUCUUGAUUAUGAGAUUUGCAAUAAUAAAAUUGUUGUUGUGGUUGAAUUCCUUUUUCAUCUGCCUUAUUAUAUAUUUUUUUAUCUCAUGGGUUGAAUUUUGUACAAAUGCUAAUAUAUAUUGUGCUUAAACAUGGAUUGGUGUUAAUAUAGGUUGUAAUGGUUUAGCGGCUUUUAUAGAUUAAGGACUCUAACAGACGGUAUUAAAAACCAACUAAGUCUAAUAAGUUCAAGAAGAGAUUUUCUUAUGAGAGACUAACAUAUACCACAUUUUAAUUUUGUAAAAGUUGUCAUACAUACUAUAAGAAAUGCAUCUAUGUAUUCAAGUUUAGAGGUGAAAUUAUGCAAUUGUGAAUACGUUAUACAACUAGUUCUAUACUCAUGGCAAAAGAGAAACCAUAAGAAAAACUUGAUCAUAUAUGACUUUAUAAGUUGAUAUGCAAACAUGAAACACUUGUCGUUUCAACGGAAAAGCCACGAGGCUCAACUCAUACAGAUCAAUUAACAUAAUUAGAGCACAGACGGAACUAAUUAAAGCAUGGAAGGUAUCUUUCAUCAGCGUGGAAACAAAAUUUAGAUGAAAACAAAGUUAGGCGACUAAAUAUUCAUAACUUGAUAAGAGAAACAUAAAGAUAAAGAUGACGAUAACAAUGACCAUUUUGUUAAAACCCGAAAAGUUUAGUGAGCACUUUGUGACAUUUCAAAGUUAAGUGAUCGAUUUGUAACGUUUGUCAUAAGGUGAAAAUCAAGUAGACCUGCCAAUUGAGUAGGAUUGAGUGGUUUACGAUUAACUUCGCGUAGUUGUCCGGUGAUAUCAGGUUGGUUGAUUUUGGUGUAAAUACCGAUUCACUCUAAAAUUUUCGAGUCAGGUUUCGAAUUAUUACCGCUUACGAGCAUCAUCAGAAACAAGCACACGUGAAUUUUCGAAGAACACAAAUUUCAUACAUGCAUGACCACAAUUUAAUUGCAUAUUUUCAAAUCCUAACAUGAAAAAUACAAAUUGUACAAAAGCAUCCAGGAAACACCUCGACUCGAUGGUAACAAUAUUACAAGAAUCACAUUCCCAAACAUUUCAAAAAUUGUAUUGUUUAAACACGGUAUCGAUUUAAUGAGUGAUUUACCACUUUAGUCAUUCGAUUAAUUGAUUUUAAAGUUAUAAAGAGCUUGAAAUCUU